AUGAAGCUCUCCAUCCUCAUUCUGGCAGCUGCCUCCACCCUCGUCCUCGCCGGCGGCGGCAAGAAGGAUGAAUCCGUUCUGUGCAAGAAGUGCGACAUCUACAGCCUUGAACACUGCGAGAAAGACGUCUGCAAGGACAAACUCAACGACCGCAAGCAGAAAGACUUUGAAUGGUAUAUGUGCGUGAACGACUGUAACCGCCAGGACAUCUGCAA
Messenger RNA from Alternaria infectoria, 215 nucleotides. RefSeq lists its product as uncharacterized. The annotation marks the transcript as partial. NCBI's taxonomy places the organism in Eukaryota, Fungi, Ascomycota, Dothideomycetes, Pleosporales, Pleosporaceae. The transcript has 2 exons. The record is from RefSeq and is a predicted model, not a curated record.